Molecule: messenger RNA, 1244 nt
Organism: Molossus molossus (Pallas's mastiff bat)
Lineage: Eukaryota; Metazoa; Chordata; Mammalia; Chiroptera; Molossidae
Product: lymphocyte antigen 6 complex locus protein G6f-like
Exons: 6
Coding region: 75-971 (298 amino acids)
Source: RefSeq, a predicted model, not a curated record
GGGCCUUUAUCUGGGCUCUGUUUCCUCCCUAGGAACACUAGUUCCCAAGCAAGAGAACUUGAAAGGCUCUCCCCAUGGCCUUAUUCCUUCUCCUUCUGCUCCUCUGUGGACCCCUCCAGGCUGCUGAAGAUAACAUCCAGGCCAUCUAUGUGACCUUGGGGGAAGCAAUGGAGUUACCAUGUCCCUCACCACCUACCCUACAUGGGGAUGAACUGCUGUCCUGGUUCCACAGCCCUGCAGCAGGCUCCUCCACUGCCCUGGUGACCCAAGUUCAAGUGGCCAGGCCAGCCCCAGACCCUGGGAAGUCUGGAAGGGAAUCCAGGCUCAAAUUGCUGGGGAACUACUCUUUGUGGCUAGAAGGGUCCAAGGAGGGAGAUGCCGGGCGAUACUGGUGUGCCGUGCUGGGUCAGCGCCACAAAUACCAGAACUGGAGGGUGUAUGAUGUCUCUGUGCUCAGAGGAUCCCAGUUAUCUGCAAGGGCUGCAGAUGGAUCCCCCUGCUCUGUCCUUCUGUGCUCUGUGGUCCCUACCAGACGCCUGGAUUCUGUGACAUGGAUGGAGGGAAAGGGUCCUGUGAGGGGCCAUGUGCAGUCCUUCUGGGGCGAAGGGGCUGCCCUGCUUUUGGUGUGUCCUGGGGAGGGGCUUUCUGAGCACCGGGGCCAUAGACCAAGGAUCAUCCGCUGCCUCAUACCUCAGAACAAGGGGGUCAGCUUCAGCCUGGCAGCCUCAACCGAUGCUUCCCCUGCCCUCUGUGCCCCUUCCGUGGGCUGGAAUGUGCCCUGGAUCCUGAUGCUGUUGUUCGCAGCAGGCCAGGGGCUCACCACCCUGGUCCUCGGUGUCAUGCUCUGCAAGCGGAGGGUCCAGUGUGCUCAGUGCAAAAAUACCUCAACUCCUCAGUUCAAACCUGAAAUCCAGGUCUAUGAGAACAUCCACUUGGCCCGUCUUAGCCCACCUGCCCCCAAGACCAGAUGAUCUUGGUGACAUCUGCUGGAAAGGACCUGCGGUCUCCCUGGCCACGUGGCACCUGAAGGACUCCCUGAAAAUCUUGGCAAGGGGGGAGGGGCUAAGAAUGCUACUUUUACCGUUCAGCUGUGUGUGGAGGGAGUUGUGCUGAAGGAAAGGAGAAGAAUUAUCUCGUGAUGUCACCUUCGAAAAAGUGUGGUCUCCUGUCUGUAGCAGCCAGUGGAGGGUGUCCCUGAACCCGCAACCAUCGGAUUGAGGGGAGCUUGGUGUAGCUGGCAGGGG